AUGUUGAAUCUGUUGGUGAGAGAAGAGGUACUAUUGGUAGUGCAGAACUGUUACGACAUAAUCUUGGUCGCAUUAUUCACUGUAGGAGUAACAUAUUUGGCUUCAAAAGCUUGGAAAAGAGCUACCACAAACAAUAGAGAAGAAAUUCCUGGGAGGUUGGGAUUGCCUUUUGUUGGGGAAACUUUUUCUUUUCUUUCAGCCACUAAAAGCACAAGGGGAUGCUAUGAUUUUGUCAGACUUAGGCGAUUGUGGAAUGGGAGAUGGUUCAGGACAAGGCUAUUCGGGAAGAUUCACAUAUUUGUUCCAACGCCUGAAGGAGCAAGGACCAUAUUUGCUAAUGACUUUGUUCUAUUCAACAAGGGUUAUGUAAAAUCAAUGGCAGAUUCCGUGGGAGAGAAAAGCUUGCUAUGUGUACCCGUUGAGAGUCACAAAAGAAUAAGGCGUCUUCUAUCCGAACCAUUUUCCAUGACUUCCCUAUCUGCAUUUGUCACCAAAUUUGACAAAAUGUUGUGUGGAAGGCUGCAAAAGCUAGAACAAAACGGGAAAAGUUUCAAGGUGUUGGACUUUUGUAUGAAGAUGACAUUUGAUGCAAUGUGUGAUAUGCUGAUGAGCAUCACGGAGGAUUCAUUACUACGACAGAUCGAAGAAGACUGCACCGCCGUCUCUGACGCCAUGUUAUCCAUUCCCAUCAUGUUUCCUUGUACCAGAUACCAUAAAGGCAUCACGGCUCGUAAAAGGCUCAUGGAAACCUUCAGAGAAAUCAUUUCCAGACGUAGGAGGGGACAAGAAACUCCAGAAGACUUCCUUCAGUCCAUGUUGCAGAGAGACUCACUCCCACCCAGUGAAAAGCUUGAUGACUCGGAGAUUAUGGAUAAUCUGUUGACCUUGAUAAUUGCUGGACAAACAACCACGGCAGCAGCAAUGAUGUGGAGCGUAAAGUUUCUACAUGACAACAGAGAAGCACAGGACAUACUCAGGGAAGAACAGUUAUCUAUAGCCAAAAUGAAACCAGACGGAGCCUCGAUCAACUAUGAAGAUCUCAAUAAUAUACGUUAUGGUUUGAAGGUAGUCAAGGAAACAUUGAGAAUGUCCAAUGUCCUACUAUGGUUUCCUCGUGUCGCACUUCAAGACUGCACGAUCGAAGGGUAUAACAUAAAGAAAGGUUGGCAUGUUAACAUCGAUGCAACUUACAUACACAACGACUCCGAUUUGUACAAGGAUCCGUUGAAAUUCAACCCGCAAAGAUUUGAUGAAAUGCAAAAGCCGUACAGUUUCAUACCUUUCGGAUCAGGGCCUAGGACAUGCCUUGGGAUCAAUAUGGCGAAAGUGACAAUGUUGGUCUUUGUACACAGACUCACUGGAGGUUACACGUGGACGCUUGAUGAUUUAGAUACUUACUUAGAAAAGAAGGCACACAUACCUAGGCUAAGGAGUGGUUGCCCAAUAACUUUGAAGUCCUUAAGCAAAACCAUGCUAGAGGCAUAA
Molecule: messenger RNA, 1485 nt
Organism: Sphenostylis stenocarpa
Lineage: Eukaryota; Viridiplantae; Streptophyta; Magnoliopsida; Fabales; Fabaceae
Source: the annotation of a GenBank genome assembly